Messenger RNA from Suncus etruscus (white-toothed pygmy shrew), 1188 nucleotides. RefSeq names its product LHFPL tetraspan subfamily member 5 (gene LHFPL5). Gene Ontology annotation, biological process: detection of mechanical stimulus involved in sensory perception; sensory perception of sound. Gene Ontology annotation, cellular component: plasma membrane. Bases 331 to 990 code for a protein of 219 amino acids. The transcript has 3 exons. The record is from RefSeq and is a predicted model, not a curated record. Lineage: Eukaryota; Metazoa; Chordata; Mammalia; Eulipotyphla; Soricidae.
GCGACGCUCGCUGCGCAGGGCGGUGGAGACGGGGCGGGGCGCCUGGCGGGCGCUGUCAGGAGCCCUGAGAUAACGCGGUGUGUGUGCGCAAAGGACCCCCCCUCCGCUGACACCAGAAACCACCCGCCAGAGCAGAGACAUCGCUGGGACCAGCUUCCCCUAGAGACGCCCAGACCUUCCUCUGGAUCCUCUGCAUCUUUUCUCCUGCCCCCCACAAAACACCCAAAGCCAGGGCCUUGUCAACUCAGCCAGCCUCCUCCCUAAUCUGGCUGCAUUCAAGGUCACUCAAGCCUCCAUUUGCAAGACCACCGGUUUCCAGGGCCCCUCACCAUGGUGAAGUUGCUGCCCGCCCAGGAGGCGGCGAAGAUCUACCACACCAACUACGUGCGCAAUGCCAGGGCAGUGGGGGUGAUGUGGGGGACCCUGACCAUCUGCUUCUCCGUGCUGGUCAUGGCUCUCUUCAUCCAGCCCUACUGGAUAGGUGACAGUGUCAACACGCCCCAGGCUGGCUACUUCGGCCUGUUCUCCUACUGUGUGGGCAACGUGCUCUCCUCCGAGCUCAUCUGCAAGGGGGGCCCGCUGGACUUCUCCUCCAUCCCCUCCAGAGCCUUCAAGACAGCCAUGUUCUUCAUCGCCUUGGCCAUGUUCCUUAUCAUUGGAUCCAUCAUCUGCUUCAGCCUCUUCUUUGUAGCCAACACAGCCACCGUCUACAAGAUCUGUGCCUGGAUGCAGCUGGCUGCUGCCACAGGCCUGAUGAUUGGCUGCCUGGUCUACCCAGACGGCUGGGACUCGAGCGAGGUGCGGCGUAUGUGCGGGGAGCAGACGGGCAAGUACACGCUGGGCCACUGUACCAUCCGCUGGGCCUUCAUGUUGGCCAUCCUCAGCAUCGGGGACGCCCUCAUCCUCUCCUUCCUGGCCUUCGUGCUGGGCUACCGGCAGGACAAGCUGCUGCCUGACGACUACAAGGCAGAUGGAAAAGAAGAAGUCUGAGUGGCUGAAGGAAAGGUUGGUGAGUACUUCCACCUUGUGCUCUGCAAAUCUGGGGCUGGGCUGUGGGUGGUCCCUGGGCCUGGAGAUAGAGGAACAGCUAGAGCUGGACAGCAUCAAAGACUUUUAUGGUAAACAGGAACCCUGACACUACUGGCAUCAUGAACAGUGGAAAAAGAAUACAAAUAGAAGAAAUACAGG